This is a messenger RNA of Gadus chalcogrammus (walleye pollock), 3378 nucleotides long. RefSeq names its product dynamin 1a (gene dnm1a). Lineage: Eukaryota; Metazoa; Chordata; Actinopteri; Gadiformes; Gadidae. Gene Ontology annotation, molecular function: GTP binding; GTPase activity; microtubule binding. Bases 222 to 2798 code for a protein of 858 amino acids. The record is from RefSeq and is a predicted model, not a curated record. Gene Ontology annotation, cellular component: cytoplasm; membrane; microtubule. The transcript has 22 exons.
AGGUGGAGAGAGAACACACAACAAGCAAGAGGAGGACACUAGAGAGGAGUAGAGGGGACUCCAAGGAGAGCCAGCAGAUGCGGGAGACCACCGCGGACACCAUAUCAUCUACGGAUUUUCUUUAGGACACAUCUUCAGGGUCAGACGAGGGACAUAUCUCCCAUCCUCCCUCAAUUUCAUUUCAAUUCUGACAGAUAGGACCGAACAACUCCCUCGCCAAGAUGGGCAACCGAGGCAUGGAAGAUCUGAUCCCUCUGGUGAACAAAAUGCAGGAUGCCUUCGCUGCAAUCGGCCAAAACUCGAACUUAGACUUGCCUCAGAUCGCCGUUGUGGGCGGCCAGAGUGCGGGGAAAAGCUCCGUGUUGGAGAACUUCGUGGGGAAGGACUUCCUCCCCCGUGGCUCUGGCAUCGUGACCCGUCGACCUCUGGUGCUCCAACUGAUCAACUGUCCCACCGAGUAUGCCGAGUUCCUCCACUGUAAGGGGAAGAAGUUCGUUGACUUUGAUGAGGUACGAGCGGAGAUCGAGGCGGAGACGGACCGCAUCACCGGAGCGAAUAAAGGCAUCUCCCCCGUCCCCAUUAACCUACGGGUGUACUCCCCCCAUGUGCUGAACCUGACCCUGGUGGACCUGCCGGGGAUGACCAAGGUGCCGGUGGGGGACCAGCCCGUGGACAUCGAGGCCCAGAUCAAGGAGAUGUUGAUGCAGUUCGUCACCAAGGACAACUGCCUGCUGCUGGCCGUCUCGCCGGCCAACUCUGACCUGGCCAACUCUGACGCGCUGAAGAUCGCCAAGGAGGUGGACCCCCAAGGUCAGAGAACCAUUGGUGUCAUCACUAAGCUGGACCUGAUGGAUGAAGGGACGGAUGCCAAAGACAUCCUGGAGAACAAACUGCUUCCGCUGAGGAGGGGGUACAUUGGGGUGGUGAACAGAAGUCAGAAGGACAUCGAUGGGAAGAAGGACAUCAACGCGGCCAUGGCGGCCGAAAGGAAGUUCUUCAUGUCCCAUCCCGGGUACCGGCAUCUGGCCGAACGCAUGGGCACCCCGUACCUCCAGAAGACCCUCAACCAGCAACUGACCAAUCACAUCCGCGACACGCUGCCCGGGUUGAGGGCCAAGCUGCAGAGCCAGCUGCUCUCCAUAGAAAAGGAGGUAGAAGAGUACAAGAACUUCAGGCCUGACGACCCCUCACGCAAGACCAAGGCCCUGCUACAGAUGGUGCAGCAGUUCUCGGUGGACUUUGAGAAGCGCAUCGAGGGGUCCGGGGACCAGAUCGACACGGCGGAGCUGUCAGGGGGCGCGCGCAUCAACCGCAUCUUCCACGAGCGCUUCCCCUUCGAGCUGGUCAAGAUGGAGUUUGACGAGAAGGAGCUCCGCAAGGAGAUCAGCUACGCCAUCAAGAACAUCCACGGCAUCAGGACAGGCCUGUUCACUCCUGACCUGGCCUUUGAGGCUAUAGUGAAAAAGCAGAUCCAAAAGCUGAAGGAGCCCACGCUGAAGUGCAUAGACAUGGUGGUGAGCGAGCUCACCUCCACCAUACGAAAGUGUAGCAGCAAGCUGGCCCAGUACCCCCUGCUGAGGGAGGAGAUGGAGAGGAUCGUCACACAACACAUCAGGGAUCGGGAGAGUCGCACCAAGACCCAGGUUUUGCUGCUGAUAGACAUCGAGUUGUCCUACAUGAACACCAACCACGAGGACUUCAUCGGAUUCGCCAAUGCUCAGCAGAGGAGUAACAAGCAGAACCAGAAGAAGGCUGCUGGUAACCAGGAUGAAGUCAUGGUGAUCAGGAAGGGCUGGCUGACCAUCAACAACAUCGGUAUCAUGAAGGGAGGAGCCAAGGAGUACUGGUUCGUCCUCACCGCCGAGUCGCUCUCCUGGUACAAAGAUGAUGAGGAGAAGGAGAAGAAAUACAUGCUGCAGGUUGACAACCUCAGGCUGAGAGAUAUUGAGAAGGGAUUCAUGUCCAGCAAGCAGAUUUUUGCCCUCUUCAACACCGAACAGAGGAACGUCUAUAAGGACUACCGUCAGCUGGAGCUGGCCUGUGAGAACCAGGAGGACAUCGACGGCUGGAAGGCGUCCUUCCUGCGGGCCGGGGUCUACCCCGAACGUGUCACCGACAAGGAGGGCAAGAGCGAGGGUGGGGAGGAGAACGGCUCCGACAACUUCAUGCACAGCGACCCCCAGCUGGAGCGGCAGGUGGAGACCAUCCGCAACCUGGUGGACUCCUACAUGGCCAUCGUCAACAAGACGGUCCGCGACCUCAUGCCCAAGACCAUCAUGCACCUCAUGAUCAACAACACCAAGGAGUACAUCAACGCCGACCUGCUGGCUGAGCUGUACUCGUGCGGGGACCAGAGCUCCCUGAUGGAGGAGUCCCAGGAGCAGGCUCAGCACCGCGACGAGAUGCUGCGCAUGUACCACGCCCUGCGCGAGGCACUGGGCAUCAUCGGGGACAUCAGCACCACCACCAUCACCACCGCCAUGCCCCCGCCCGUCGACGACUCCUGGCUGCAGGUGCAGCGCGCCGGCGGCGGCUCCGGCGGCAGGUCUCCCGCCACCAGUCCCACCCCCAACCGCAGGGCCCCUCCGGGCCCCCCGGGACGUCCGCUGUCUCGGGGUCCCCCACCUGGCCCUCCCCCCGCCGGGGGACCCCCCGUCCCCUCCCGCCCGGGGGCCUCACCCGAUACCUACAGCGGGCCCCCGCCCACCGUGCCCUCUCGGCCCAACCGCGCACCCCCCAGUGUGCCUAGUAGAAUAAUGGGCUCGGGAAGAAACAUUUGUCUCGUCCAAUCACUGUAGAGGUAGGGCUGUCUUUGCACCUGAAUGGCCAAUCAGAAACAACGCAGUUUUGAGCUUCUAACUGUACUGUCCUUAAACAGCAAUGCCAAGUAAUGUAUAGACACAAUGUACGCAACAUAUCAAAAACGAUCGUCUCUUCACCUCUAUGAUUUUUGGCAUUUCAAUCAACCUAUUUAUCUUUAAAUGUGUUGGUCAGUAGCUUUCCAUAACUAUUGACAAUUUAGGUCAAGUUGUCUCCAGUCAGAAAAAACACUUUGAAUCAUUCAUCAGACAGUGAUGAAUGAUUCCUUGAAACGUGUUGAAACCGUUUUCAGUCGUUUUCUUUGUGCUUUUUCAAUGUGUCUUACCUACUCCAAAUCCCCCUAUAAGACAACGGUGUGACCUCUCUUUUCAAGCAAACAGGCGUUAUGCUUUCAGGACUAUUUGCUUGUUUCUCUUGUGUGUGUAUUUGUUUAUACCCAAUGGACCUAUGCAAUAUUAUUGCAUUGGUUUUUAAAAGACAACAGCCGGGUUUCAUGUUUGUCUUGGAUUUAAGUUUUCUGCCUUAUCACAAACUCCUCUCUGCACUGACCCCAACCAA